This is a messenger RNA of Ochotona princeps (American pika), 2880 nucleotides long. RefSeq names its product cadherin 22 (gene CDH22). Gene Ontology annotation, molecular function: calcium ion binding; cadherin binding. The coding region runs from base 422 to 2680 and encodes 752 amino acids. The transcript is spliced from 11 exons. The record is from RefSeq and is a predicted model, not a curated record. Gene Ontology annotation, biological process: adherens junction organization; cell morphogenesis; homophilic cell-cell adhesion. Lineage: Eukaryota; Metazoa; Chordata; Mammalia; Lagomorpha; Ochotonidae. Gene Ontology annotation, cellular component: adherens junction; catenin complex; plasma membrane.
CAGAGAUCAGACGCCUAGAACCUGAUGAUGUCACUGCCAGGUCCACUCCCCCUCCCCACCCCUCCCUGAUCAGUGAGCCCUGUCCAAAUCUGACUUAAAAUGUCAGGGGCUGCACGGAUAUAUGCAAACCCAAGGCACUGAAGGGGAAAGGAAAGAGCUUCUAACACCAUGUGGCGUCAUGGCAAAGCUGCUCUCAGUAGUCCCCCCCACACCUGCUGCUGGGCGAACUUCCACUGGUGUCUCAAGUCAGCAGCCUGCCUGAGGUCCCAGCAUUGGCGAGCAGCAGAGUCGGGAGCUUGGCUGCGUGGCGGAGCUGAUGCCUUCUUCCUUCUGGGUCUCAGCUCUCACAUCUGAGAAAUGGGAAUGAUAAUGUCCCCCAGGAUGAUGGCAAAGGCUGACAUAAUGAUAACUCCUGAAGCACAUGCCCUCUACACGGCACCUGCUGAUCCAUGAUGCUCAGAUCCACUCAGACUCGGAUGAGGGAGAUGGGGCCAUCAAGUAUACCAUCUCAGGCGAGGGUGCUGGGACCAUCUUUCUGAUCGACGAGCUGACAGGUGACAUCCACGCCAUGGAACGCCUGGACCGCGAGCAGAAAACUUUCUACACGCUGCGAGCCCAAGCCCGGGACCGUGCCACCAACCGCCUGCUGGAGCCCGAGUCUGAAUUCAUCAUCAAGGUGCAGGAUAUCAAUGACAGCGAGCCUCGUUUCCUGCACGGCCCCUAUAUCGGCAGCGUGGCUGAGCUCUCACCCACAGGCACGUCGGUGAUGCAGGUGAUGGCCUCUGACGCGGACGACCCCACCUACGGGAGCAGCGCUCGGCUGGUAUACAGCGUGCUCGAUGGCGAACAACACUUCACAGUGGACCCCAAGACUGGUGUGAUCCGGACGGCAGUGCCUGACCUUGACCGAGAGAGCCAGGAGCGCUAUGAGGUGGUGAUUCAGGCCACAGACAUGGCCGGACAGCUGGGCGGCCUCUCGGGCUCCACGACCGUCACCAUCGUGGUCACCGAUGUCAACGACAACCCACCUCGAUUCCCGCAGAAGAUGUACCAGUUCAGCAUCCUGGAGUCAGCCCCCAUCGGCACGGCUGUGGGCCGCGUGAAGGCCGAGGACUCGGACGUGGGCGAGAACACAGACAUGACAUACCACCUGAAGGAAGAGACCGGCAGCGGCGCCGUGUUCAAGGUCACCACAGACAGCGACACUCAGGAGGCCAUCAUUGUGGUGCAGAAGCGCCUGGACUUCGAGUCCCAGCCCGUGCACACCGUGGUCCUGGAAGCCCUCAACAAGUUCGUGGACCCCCGCUUCUCCGACCUAGGCACGUUCCGCGACCAGGCGAUCGUGCGCGUGGCCGUGACCGACGUGGACGAGCCCCCCGAGUUCCGGCCGCCCUCCGGCCUCCUGGAGGUGCAGGAGGACGCGCAGGUGGGCUCCCUGGUCGGCGUGGUGACGGCGCGGGACCCCGACGCCGCCAACCGGCCCGUCCGGUACGCCAUCGACCGCGAGUCGGACUUGGACCAGGUCUUCGAUAUUGAUGCAGACACAGGUGCCAUCGUGACCGGCAAGGGGCUGGACCGGGAGACUGCCGGCUGGCACAACAUCACUGUGCUGGCCAUGGAAGCAGACAACCAUGCCCAGCUCUCCCGGGCAUCCCUGAGGAUCCGAAUCCUGGACGUGAAUGACAACCCCCCUGAGCUGGCCACGCCCUACGAGGCUGCUGUGUGCGAAGAUGCCAAGCCCGGCCAGCUCAUCCAGACCAUCAGCGUGGUCGACCGGGAUGAGCCCCAGGGUGGGCACCGCUUCUACUUCCGCCUGGUACCUGAAGCUCCCAGCAACCCUCACUUCUCUCUGCUCGACAUCCAAGACAAUACGGCCGCAGUGCACACGCAGCAGGUCGCCUUCAACCGGCAGGAACAGGACGUCUUUUUCCUGCCCAUCCUGGUGGUAGACAGCGGGCCACCCAGCCUGAGUAGCACAGGCACUCUGACCAUCCGCAUCUGUGGCUGUGACAGCUCGGGUGCCAUCCAGUCCUGUAACGCCACGGCCUUCGUCAUGGCAGCCUCCCUCAGCCCCGGUGCCCUCAUCGCCCUCCUGGUCUGUGUCCUCAUCCUGGUCGUGCUGGUGCUGCUCAUCCUCACGCUGCGGCGCCAUCACAAGAGCCACCUGAGCUCGGAUGAAGACGAAGACAUGCGAGACAAUGUCAUCAAAUACAACGACGAAGGUGGCGGCGAGCAAGACACUGAGGCCUACGACAUGUCGGCGCUGCGGAGCCUCUACGACUUCGGCGAGCUCAAAGGCGGGGACGCUGGCGGCGGCGGGCCUGUGGGCGCGGGUGGCAGUGCGGGCAGCUCCCCGCAGGCCCGGCUGCCCUCGGAGCGUCACGCGCUGCCGCAGGAGCCACCCAGCCCAGAGCCGGACUUCUCGGUGUUCAGGGACUUCAUCAGCCGCAAGGUGGCACAGGCCGACGGGGACCUGUCGGUGCCGCCCUACGACGCCUUCCAGACAUACGCCUUCGAGGGCGCGGACUCGCCGGCCGCCUCGCUCAGCUCGCUGCACAGCGGCUCGUCCGCCUCGGAGCAGGACUUCGCCUAUCUCAGCAGUUGGGGCCCGCGGUUCCGGCCCCUGGCCGCCCUCUACGCCGGCCACCGGGCCACCGACGAUGAGGCCCCAGCCUCCUAGCCCCAUCCCCAGCCAUGGGACUGGACACCUUCCCCAAGCCCCCUACCUCCCCGACCCUCCUUGGGCAACCGGAUGGGAAGGGACCGUGGCCAAGAGCAGACCCUCAGACCCGCCCGUCCCCUCCGGGGUAGGGUCGCACAGCUCUGGAGACCUGAAGGGCGAGAAUUCCGUCCAAUGUCAUUAAAGCUGAGGCGACACCA